Molecule: messenger RNA, 1352 nt
Organism: Chrysochloris asiatica (Cape golden mole)
Lineage: Eukaryota; Metazoa; Chordata; Mammalia; Afrosoricida; Chrysochloridae
Gene: UBE2J1
Product: ubiquitin-conjugating enzyme E2, J1
Exons: 8
Coding region: 53-1009 (318 amino acids)
Source: RefSeq, a predicted model, not a curated record
GGAGAGGUGACGGCUGCUGGCCGUGAGGCCGAAGCUGGGCCAUCGACCCAUCAUGGAGACCCGCUAUAACCUAAAGAGCCCGGCUGUUAAACGUCUAAUGAAAGAAGCAGCAGAAUUGAAAGAUCCAACAGAUCAUUACCAUGCACAACCUUUAGAGGAUAACCUUUUUGAAUGGCACUUCACUGUUAGAGGGCCUCCAGAUUCUGAUUUUGAUGGUGGUGUUUAUCAUGGACGAAUAGUACUGCCACCAGAGUAUCCCAUGAAGCCACCAAGCAUUAUUCUACUAACGGCUAAUGGACGAUUUGAAGUGGGCAAGAAAAUCUGUUUGAGCAUCUCAGGGCACCAUCCUGAAACUUGGCAGCCUUCAUGGAGUAUAAGAACAGCAUUAUUAGCCAUCAUUGGAUUUAUGCCAACAAAAGGAGAAGGAGCUAUAGGGUCUCUAGAUUACACACCUGAGGAAAGAAGAGCACUUGCCAAAAAAUCCCAAGAUUUCUGCUGUGAGGGAUGUGGCUCCGCCAUGAAGAAUACCCUGUUGCCUUUAAAAUCUGGAAGUGAUUCUAGCCAGGCUGACCGAGAAGCCAAGGAAUUGGCUCGACAAAUCAGCUUUAAGGCAGAAGUCAAUUCAUCUGGAAAGACUAUCGCAGAGUCAGACUUAAGCCACCCUUUUUCACUAAAUGAUUUACAAGAUGAUAUACCUACAACAUUCCAGGGUGCUACAGCCAGUACAUCGUAUGGAGUACAGACCCCUUCAGCAGCAUCCCUUCAGCAGCCUAGCCAGUCUGUAACUAAGAAUACCUCCAUGAGUCCUCGACAGCGUCGGGCCCAGCAGCAGAGUCAAAGAAGGUCAUCGACUUCUCCAGAUGGAAUCCAGGGCCAGCAACCAAGAGACAACCAUACUGAUCAUGGCGGCUCAGCUGUACUGAUUGUCAUCCUGACUUUGGCAUUGGCAGCUCUUAUAUUCCGACGAAUAUAUCUGGCCAAUGAGUACAUAUUUGACUUUGAGUUAUAACAUUGUUUUGUGUCUUAAGAUCUGUGACUUGAGUGCUUCAUUAAACAUUCUGCAUUGGGUAUACAUUGUUUACAAAAAGAUUAUUUUGUAUUUGCCCUUCAUUCCUUUUGGAUCCUUAUUAAUUCAGUAGAAAUAUAGAUGGACAUUCAGACUGUGCCCAGCAGUGUGUCCUGCCUAGGUUAAGGGACCGGAAGUCAAAAGUCCUUUGUCUCACUGUUUGACCUGCUUUACAAAGAGUUUAUCAUUCUUACUUAUGCCUCAGCUGCUGUUUAUGUAAAUUUGUUAUGCUUUUCUGUAUAGAUCUUUGAAAUCUUUGGAUAAAAGAUGAAGUUUUACGUUCCAA